Molecule: messenger RNA, 1243 nt
Organism: Podospora bellae-mahoneyi
Lineage: Eukaryota; Fungi; Ascomycota; Sordariomycetes; Sordariales; Podosporaceae
Exons: 2
Coding region: 227-871 (214 amino acids)
Biological process (GO): autophagy of mitochondrion
Cellular component (GO): mitochondrion
Source: RefSeq, a predicted model, not a curated record
CAGCCCCUCAUCCCCUCCUUUCGGCGGGGCGGGCGGGUUGUCCAACCACACAAUAGGCAAGACCUUAAGCUUUAACCGUGAGCUCGGCAACACUGGCUUCUUACGACCACGACUUUGCGUCAGGCAAACUUGGUGACACCUUUCGAACCUUCGACGGCCAUCCGCGCGUUUUGAUAAGGAAGUGAGACUGGAUUGAUCAAGAGAUUAAGCACACACUCGUAACAUCAUGGCAACGAGGGGCGUCUCGGCGCUCAAGUUUGUGGGGACGGUGUCGUUGGGGUUGUUGACGGGCCUCUCCUACACUCUAACAACCCUCACCAUCCCCUCCCUCCUCAACCUCCCCUCCGCCACCACAGCCCUCCGCGCCUUUGACUCCCUCACCACAACCUCGACCAAACAACUCCGAUCCCUCUCCGGCCUCUCCGGAACCGCCUUCCUCCUCGCAUACUAUCUCUCCCCCAAACCCCUCCGCCACCCCUACCUCCUCUACACCUCGGCCCUCAUUCUCGGCUCCCAGCUCGUCGCGACGGAUUUGGUCGCUCCUUACAUCUCCCUCGGACCUUCUUCCCCCGCCACCACUGCCGGCAGCAAGAAGUCCUUCCCCCAGCAAAAGAAGAAGAAGCCCUCUGCCUCUGCCCGCGCGAGAAUGGAAGCCAGCUAUGAGGUCCUUGGUGAAGAGCAAGAGGAAGAGAGCGAGGAGGAUGAGGUGUUGGAGGUUGGGGAGGAGGCGAACGGGGAGGAGGUGAGGGCCAAGGUGGAGGGGUGGCUCAAGAAGCAGGUUGUCCAGGUGUCUGUCUUGGGACUGGGGUUCUUCAUGUCGGUUGUGGGGAUUUGGGGGGAUGGGGUGGUGAAUGUUUAUGGGAGGGUUUAAAAAGCCCUGGAGUCAAGACAUGACUGAUCGAUCUCUCUCUCUUUUGUAUGAAAUGGAUGGAAUGGGAUGGGAUGUACGAAAGGGAAAUAACACAUGGGUAGGUAGGCAGGGGGGGAUUGUUUUGUUUUUCUGCUUUUUAGUUUGUUGAUGGAUGGAUGGAUAUGAUUUUGUCUGCUCGCUCUCUCACUUGGUGUCUUGUCAUAUCUUGCAGAAAAAGGGUAGUCCAACAAAGAAAGAUUGUAUCUAACUCUACAACGACAGAAGCAACAAGCAGGAAGUAAUAUUGGAGUUUUGCGGUGGGAAGGGGGUUUCUCUUGUCAGAUCAUCACUUCUCUUUACUGUACUUGGUACAGACAAUACAUCUCCUAUUGG